Messenger RNA from Alosa sapidissima (American shad), 2368 nucleotides. It is a transcript of the gene mpzl3, whose product is annotated as myelin protein zero-like 3. The coding region runs from base 211 to 984 and encodes 257 amino acids. The transcript has 6 exons. Lineage: Eukaryota; Metazoa; Chordata; Actinopteri; Clupeiformes; Clupeidae. The record is from RefSeq and is a predicted model, not a curated record. Gene Ontology annotation, cellular component: membrane.
CACACAUAGGCUACACUCGUAGGCCUACACAGUCACUUCCUGAAACACCUGUUUGUCAGGUACUGCAGUAGUAGCCUCCUGCUGCUGCCAAGCAUAGGAAAGCUUGACUCACGAAAAAAAUAUGGAGGACGAGACGAAACCUAAUGUGUGGUUUUUGUUUUAGUUCUCAUAAUUAUUUACCUCCAGCAGUCUUUCUCCAAGUUUCAGAAUAUGGAUUUACGUGAACCUGUGAGGAUAUCUCUCAACCGCGUUCUCUUUGAGUGUAUUGUGCUGAUCACUGUGCUGUCCUCGGUGUCUUCCAUAAAGGUAAACGCCCCAUCUGAGAUCAAUGCGGUACGGGGCGAAGAUGUGACCCUCUCCUGCUCGUUCACCUCCAGCAGUGGCCCCACCAGCCGCAUGUCCGUGGACUGGUCCUUCACCCCCGCCGAUGGCGGAGUCCGACAGUCGAUGUUCCACUUCUAUGGGACGCCGUUCCCCCCUGUCCAAGGGCCGUUUAAGGAGCGGAUUAAGUGGCUGGGGAGUCCGACCCGGGGCGAUGCCUCCAUCCAGCUCCUCAACGCCACCCUGGCCGACAAUGGCACCUACACCUGCUCCGUCAAGAACCCUCCGGAUACGCACGGCGGGCCCGCCCAGACCCUGCUCACUGUCACGCCCAAGAAGGUGACCAUUCAUCUGUCUGAGGUGAUGGUGCUGCUGCUGUUCAUCCUCGUGCCCUCUGCUGUCAUCGGUAUGGUGCUGCUCUGUCGCAUAUUCUGCCCCUGCUGUCCCCAGGGAGAGACCGCGGCCAAGGGCCAGGGGUAUCACUCAUCCAUCGAAGUCACCGAGAGAGACAUGUAUGAGUUCAACCCCCCAGCCCAGAAGGAGAAGACUCCAACGUGCUGUGAAAUGUGGUUUACGGACUCUGACGGAGAGGAGGACGAGUACCACCUUUCUCACCACGUUCAUCAUCACAAAGGAGAAGGCAUGGAGGAAUCCCAGUGCUAAUGGUCAAAUGUAUGUAUGUAGUCAGACUACAACCCCAGCAUCAAUCAGCUUUUAGGUAACGGAUGCCCACUUCAACGAGAGCAUCAAUAAUUAACCUGGCUCAUGUCUUUGUGUGUAUUUAUCAGGGCCUGACCGGCAGUUAAGGGGGAGUACUAAAUAUGUCACCGGUACAUUAGACGUACUGCCAAGCAGCAUUAAUACUGCAAUCAAUUGGAGGGACCCCUGUGGGAAUGGAUGCUUUCAAAGAAGACAUAUACACACAAACAAAUGCACACUCACUCUCUCUCUCUCUGUCUGUCUCUCUCUCUCACACACACACACACACACACACACACACACACACUCUCUCUCUCUCUCUCUCUCUCUCUCUCUCUCACACACACACACACACACACAUAGACACAUGUAUUUUUCUAGUAUCUGUUUUUGGUAGUAAUGGGUUGAAAACAUGUAAUGUGGGUUCUGGUAGGUGAGAUGACUCAGGGUAAUGAGUCAUGCAGAGAGAUAAUGGUCUUAAUUGGACACACUGAAUAAUCGGAGAUGCCAUGUAAAUAAUUGGCAGGCCUUUGGCCCUGAAAGGUGCCUGCCCCCCUUUGCUUCCAUUCAUUUCACUUUGGCCCGUGUCUCAUCAUAACGCCUUUUUCAGUCCUCUUUCAGUCUAUUAGUCAGUGGCACCUCUGAAAGCGCUCAAAGCAUUCGGUGAGCCGUGUUUUAACGAACACUGUUGCCGCUUUUGCUUUGACAAUGUGGAGCCAAUCUCAAUGUCAAAGAAAACAAAAUUGAAACCCGUGCAGCAGUAGAUGUUUUUUCUGAUUUUUACACUAAACUUAAAUCUUUUGACAAUUAAAUUGCUGGCAAAGUUUGAUUUUGGAUGUGAUGAAUGUAUGAGAAUAAUGUCAAACUGUGAAUCACUUGAUCAAUUAGGAUGUGCUGAAAGUUGGUUUGGUUGAAUCUCCCCAUGGCUUUAAAAGUCAGAUAGAUCUUAAGCAUUGCCUCCCUUCGAUUCUUUGUUUUCUCAUGUUGGAAUUUAUAUUUUAUACAUGAAAUUCUUCAACGUCCUUCUUUAUUUAAAGACUUGAUAUAUUUAUGUUGUUUAUUUUGUCUGUAGUGAAGCACUUUACUGCUGUUAAAAUGCAAAUAAAUUUCCGAUUUUCCCAUUUCUUAUGAGAACUUGCCUUAGGCUGUCUUUUAUAGACCUAAACAACAUCAUAACAAAAGACCCGUGUUCUGUUAUGAAGUAAUGUAUAUAUUCUGGAAAAUGCAUAUCCAUAUGAGAGAAUACAUGAACAAAAAAAGAAAAAUAAUAAAACAUGACUAUUUCUUUAUUGUACAAAACAUGCAUUUUCAAAUUUGUCAAUAAACACCAAAGACAUCAGAAUCAUAA